Messenger RNA from Drosophila erecta, 1410 nucleotides. RefSeq lists its product as uncharacterized. The transcript has 2 exons. Lineage: Eukaryota; Metazoa; Arthropoda; Insecta; Diptera; Drosophilidae. The record is from RefSeq and is a predicted model, not a curated record. The coding region runs from base 65 to 979 and encodes 304 amino acids.
AAUAGUUUGUGCCCAUCCCGCCGAGCGUGCAGAAGUGUUUCAGCAAUAGAAUCGCGUUUCCAACAUGAAACUGUUCCUUCUACUCCUUCUGGGAGCCCUGGGCUCUUCGUUGGCCUAUCCGCGCACCUAUAGUUACGAGUAUCCCCGCCGAAGGGCCUACUCCACGUCGUAUUCCGGGAAUUCGUAUAGCUCCUUGGGCAGUCGCAAGGCCAGGGACGAAAGUACCACCAACAAAUCGGACAAGGAGAAUGCCAAGUUUGCCGGUGCUUCCAAUCAGAAGUUGGAUGACAUCGGUGACGAACGCACACUGCUGCUGAAAAAGAAGCUCAAGAGGUUGGCCAGGCCCUAUCUUGGAGGAUAUGGCGGAUAUGGUGGAUACGGAGGAUAUGGUGGAUAUGGCGGAUAUGGAGGAUACGGCGGUGGUCCCUGCUCUCCGUUUGGUCGCGAUGCUAAAGGUGGUCAGAGUCAGAAGGAUCCCGAUGAACAGGGUCGCUUUCUCUUCGACGUAAAUGUGGUGAAAGUCUAUCCCGGCGGUUGUCGCGGCUACGGAGGAGGUGGAUUGGGCGGAGGUCUUCUGUCAGAUCCUCUGCCACCUGUACAGCCCAUUCCAGUGCCAGUGCGUCCGUACGCUCCAUUUGCCACCUGGCUGUCGCUCUUUGCUCCGGGAAUUCUGAAUUCCGCUGUGGUUCCUGGAGUUCCAGUUAGGGAUCCUCUGAGAGAUCCAGUUCGUCCUGCUGGCGAUGCGCAGAGCGAUCCUGAAGUGGAUCCCAACUAUGCGGCACCUCCGCCAGUGAGGCGACCUGUUCCCAAUCGUGUGUACUACGAUUCCGUGGGAGCGCCUCCAGUGACACCUGCUCAACUAGUUGGAGGUGUGGCCACUACAGUAAACGGAAUCAUUCAGCAAUUGACCGGACAGGUGCAGCCAGUUUACCAAACUGGAGGCUACCGGUCAAGGGAUCAGCGAAGCAGCUACGGAUAAGGAGUUACAAAUAGAUUUGUAUGCAGCGAUAUGUACAUUUUUAGUGUAAAUAGUUUUAAGUAAUAAUAGUAACGAUUUUAUGUACGACAUACGUUGACAAUUAUUUAACGAAGAUUUUUUACAAAUAAAAGCAAUAUUUGUAUAAGUUUAUUUAAGUGUUUAGGGUAGCGGUAAAGUACGCUGUUCCAUUAAAAUAAAUGCCAAGCAGCUUAUUGGAGUCGUAAAUUUAACCUCCCAGCAAGAUUAGCCCUAGGAAUUCCCAGAUAAUUGCGAGACAAUGGAUUAGUCAGGUUUGCGCAUAAAUCUCGGAUCUUUGGCCAUUAAAUUUAUGCACGUCGCGUCUGCUUCAUAAAAAUCAGUAAGAGAAUAACCACAAAGGCAGCGCCAAGGACAAUACUUCCAGCAGGAAAACCGGAUUUCGAGUGGCUUGA